AGAACUCAAGAUCAUCCAGACCAAGAGGAUGACCUGCAGGACUUCCUCUUCAUCAAGGUCCUGGGCAAAGGCAGCUUCGGAAAGGUGAUGCUGGCUGAGCUGAAAGGAACAGAUGAGGUCUAUGCUGUGAAGUGCUGAAGAAAGACGUGAUCCUGCAGGAUGAUGAUGUGGACUGUACCCUGACAGAGAAACGCAUCCUGGCCCUGGCUAGGAAACACCCCUACCUGACCCAGCUCUUCUGCUGCUUCCAGACCAAGGACCGUCUGUUCUUUGUGAUGGAGUACGUGAACGGAGGAGACCUUAUGUUCCAGAUCCAGCGUUCCAGGAAGUUUGACGAGGCGCGCUCUCGCUUCUACGCCGCCGAGGUCACGUCUGCCCUCAUGUUCCUUCACCAACAUGGAGUAAUCUACAGAGAUCUGAAAUUGGAUAACAUCCUGCUGGAUGCACAUGGCCACUGUAAGCUGGCUGACUUUGGCAUGUGUAAGGAGGGGAUCCUCAACGGAGUCACCACCACCACCUUCUGCGGGACCCCUGACUACAUCGCUCCUGAGAUCCUACAGGAGCUAGAAUAUGGCCCCUCUGUGGACUGGUGGGCUCUGGGGGUGCUUAUGUACGAGAUGAUGGCGGGCCAGCCCCCCUUCGAGGCUGACAAUGAGGAUGACCUGUUUGAGUCCAUUCUCCACGAUGAUGUCCUCUACCCAGUGUGGCUAAGCAAGGAGGCCGUAUCCAUCCUGAAAGCGUUCAUGACGAAGAGUCCAAACAAGCGUCUGGGCUGUGUGAUCACCCAGGGCUUGGAGGAAGCCAUCAAGGUUCAUCCCUUCUUCAAGGAGAUCGACUGGGUUUUGCUGGAGCAGAAGAGAGUCAAGCCACCCUUCAAACCUCGCAUUAAAACCAAAAGGGACGUGAACAACUUUGACCAGGACUUCACUCGCGAGGAGCCUGUCCUCACCCCUGUAGAAGACGCCAUUAUUAAGCAGAUCAACCAAGACGAGUUCAAGGGUUUCUCCUACUUCGGAGGGGAGGAGACUCUGUCCUAAGGCCUGCACACACACACACACAUAUGCUGUCCGCCUCAUCUUUGUGUUUAUGCACGCACACCAACACACACACAUGCAUGUAUAGACACACAUACAUGUAUAUGCAGAAACACUGACAUACACACUCGCAUUCACGAACACACAUACAUACAUAUAUUCUCACAUACAGACAUCCAGAAAUAUACUGUACAAUACACACAGAGUAAAUUAUUACAUUCACACACUCAUACAACACUCCGGCCAUUAGGGCCUCUGAAUAGUAACAACUCCAAAACAUAAACCUGAUCAUCUACAGCGCUGUACCAGUAUAUUUUUCUGUCUGUCCAUCAGUGCAUGUUUUCUAUGUUAAAAACCAAUGUAAUUCGAGAGUAGGUCAUAUAGGAAGCCCAUCUGCUUUAUUAUCAAGUUCCUAUUGGCUGGUCCAGAUCACUCCUGAUCCAAUCAGAGCGGUAAAAAAAAAUAACUCAUUGUGGUGGGUGGCCAAUGGAUUGGCCUCCUGAGACUGAAUAUAGCCUGGCCCUUGGCCCGGGCUGAUAACAGUGAUGAAAGCUCCUCACAGUCCUGCCCCAGAUUAUGUCACAAGGCCCUUUCCAGUGGACUAUGAAAUGAACAGGGAAUGUUUGUGUGACGGUGUCAACUUUAUGUGUAUAUAAGGAUUAAAAGGUCAGGGGUUAUGUGUGCUUUGGGCAGGGGUCUUGUUCGACAUGGUCUUCGUACGAUAGGUCAUACUUUCAACUGUUUCAUCAAAUAUCCUAGUUCCUCAGUGAGUAUAUGACACUGAAACAAUGAUAUUAUUAUAUUAAUCUGUCAUUUCUCAAGCUGUCCUUUAAGUCUCUCGAUGUACUAGAAUCUCCUCCUCCUCUUGUCGUGUUUGAAUGCGAAAAACCAAAUCCUUAGAACCAAUGAUUGUAUUUAAAAAAGCUAAAAAAACGAUUGGUUCACAGUAUCAAUAAAAAAGAGAAGCCUGUAACUAUUGAUACUGUUUCAAAGUUUCCUCAAGAUCAAAACGACACCAGAAUUAGAAUGAGUCCAUGUAUAGUACAUCAAAUGCCUUUUGUGUGUAACUGCGAACCAGUUACGUAUUGUAGAUAUGCCCACAGUGUUAUGGUAGUCUAGAUUCAUAUAUUCCAAAUGAAUGCCAUGGGUUUCAAUGUGGAAGAAUGUGCUUGUAUGCAUGAGUGAUCGUGGGGAUACAACUGAAUGUAUCGCAUCUGUUUGCGUGCACGUGUGUGUGUCAGUUAGUAUACUGCACGUAUGUUAGUUUGUGCGAGUCUGUUUUUGCGUGUGCGAUAUAGGCAGUGGGUUCAUGAGAAUGGCCCUUUUGAAGCUUUUACAUUUCAUUGGGUCAGUUUUAUUUCAUUGUGUGUUUUAUUUCAUUAUGUCUGAUUUGUCGUGAUUUUACUGGAUUGUCUUGUUGUUCAGAGUUUGAAAUCCUGGAUUUCCCUGCUAUGCAACAAGACUCACAAUCAUGUCGGUGAAGGCAUCACCAGAUAGCCGUGUCUUUCCCUCUGUACAGACCACGUAUAUAGAAGCCUGUGGACUUCUUGGAGAAAUAGAGGUAUCAUCCUUUGCAUGGUCAUGCAUAUGAUAUUAUUGUGUAUUAUUAGAAUAUGAAAAAGUUACAGUGUCCAUGUGCAAUAUUCUGUGUAUGUUUCUGUCUGUUUUUGCUUUCCUUUUCUUUCUUGCCGGGUGUCGUCACUGUUCUUCCCUCCGCUGACUCUUUGCUAUUGCGGUCUGUUUGGUUUUUACAGUAUAUGCAUGGCUGUUUUCAUUUGCCUGUCCUCAACUCAGUUGAUAGCCAUGUCUAUGUGCUUCCUUCAGAAUGCUCCAUCAAACCACCUCACCACCCCUUUCCCUGCCCUCUCUCCUUAACUCUCUUUGAAAAGGUCGACAUUUCCUAUAGCAUAUCUCUUUAAAACAUCAAUGUAACCAAAGGUAGCAGAGCUAUUGGAUUAAUUCAUUUUAUGGAAACCGUUGACCUUCUUAAUGGACUUAUGCCUAAUAACUCUCUGGCCAAUACAUGGUUUAUUGUAGGCCUACACCAAAUCAAGGUAAAGUCCAAUCUACGGUCAAAUUCUAUCAGUAGACCACAAAAAUAACCAUGUUACUUUGUUUCAAUACUACAAGUAGUACAUUCCAUUUUGGAGUAGAAACUUUAAAGUAACGUUUGAAAUUUGGAGUCAUAAUAGUAGGACUAUUUGCAAUUGAAGAGGCAGGGGUGGCACUGUGGUAGUGAAAGUAGCAAUACUGUAGAAGUAGCCGUAGCAUUUGUUAUUGUAGUAGUAGUUUUAGUAGUAGUAGUUUAAGUAGUGUAGAUGUAGUAUUAUUAGUAGCAUGUAUAAUAGUGCUAGCUCCACUAGCAGUAGCAGUUAUGGUAUGGGGAGCAGGAGUAACUGUAGCAACAGUGGUAGUAACAGUAGUAAUAGUGGACAGUAUCAUGGCAUCAACUGUCAAAUCAAUACUGAUCAAGCAGUAUUUUAAAGGCUUUAAACAUGCCUCUCAUACUAGAUCCUGAAAAUGCUUAACGCCUCCCCAACACACACACCACUGCAUGUAGGCCUUUCAUACACCUAAAGCACCCAUGCAUUUGACACGUAGGCACCUGUGUCAAUGAAUCACAUGAUCCCCCUCUGUUACCCAGUUAGUGCAUAGCAACAUGAGAACCGUGUUAAAGGAUCUGAAGGUGAAGAGGACAUUUGACAGACUUCACCAUUCAGGCUGGCACAAUGCUGUUUCUUUAUGCCAGUUUUUUAGGAUUUAACCAUUACAGUACUUGUCUCCCCUCGUAUAGCUCAUAUCUACACUCUUGUCUCUCUGUCUGUAUCAUGUCCUUCAAUUUCAUUUACCUGUCUCUUUGGUUUACAGUCUCUGUGUUUUGUCUGUGCUUCUUGAUGUUAGGCCUCUUAUGUUUGUGUUUUGUAAGAUGGCGGAUCCCAGUCCUACUCCGACCCAUAAGGACGGUGGCCCUAGAGGUCCAAAAUCCUCCAUGCCAAAUGCUAACUCCAAUUUUCCAUCCUUCUUUUAUUUUGACUUUUUAAACUGUUUGUAAUAGGAAGAAGAAGAAAACAGCACAUUGGAAACCCAUUUGGUCUGUUGUAAAGUCAUUGAAGCAGUAACGCUCAAUAAGUAUAAUAUACUGUACAUGGCUGGAGAAGUACCUCUUAAAUUGUGUGUAAAAAUAUGUCUGGCUGAGUAUUAUGUAUUUUUUUUUACAUACAGUAGAAUAAAACAUACAGACAUAUGCAUUAUAUUACUGUAUGUACCUCUAUACAUUUAGGAUUGGUUUUCCGGACCCAAAUUACGACUACUUCUGGACUAAAAAGCAUGUUCAAUAAAGAAUAUCUGGUGAAAUUGCUUUUUAAACCAGGACAAGGCUUAUUUCUGGGUCUGGGAAACUGGAUUUAAUUUUCGGUUUCUGUAUUGUGAAGCUUUAUAUGUACAAUUUGUCACCUGACUGAUGUUUUAUUUUGAAUUCCUUUGCCAUUUAUUAGUGUUAUGUCAUUGUAAGCAUUUUGCUGUGUGCCAAAUGUACUGUAUUCUAAAGGAUGUGAAUGUGUAUUGUUUGUUUUUGGAACCUAUUAAAUAUGAUGAUGUCAAAACAAAUAGUG
Molecule: messenger RNA, 4645 nt
Organism: Salvelinus sp. IW2-2015
Lineage: Eukaryota; Metazoa; Chordata; Actinopteri; Salmoniformes; Salmonidae
Source: RefSeq, a predicted model, not a curated record